AAUAUACAAAUUACACAGAAACACACGAAGCUACUAUCUCUUCUUUUUCCCCCAAUUUCACGUUCUUUUCAAAGCCAUUUAUCAGAUUCCUCUUCAUACUUAUUUUUCCUUUCUUUUCCUUUUAAAAUCUCCAUUGGACUAUACAAAUUUCAAGCUCAAAAACCCAUCUCUAAAAGUUUUCAUUUCUUUUUUUUAUUUUUUUGGGCUUGGUUUUAUUGCUUUUAUAUAUAUAUAUAGGUUUAUUGGACUGAUAAAAUGAAAUAAAAACUCUUCUGGGUACCUUUUUUUUUUCAUUUUGCUUUGUUUUGCAAAUUAAACAAGCUUUCUGGGUUGUUUCAGAAUACCUUUUAAUGUCCUUAUGUCAUAUAAAGCUUGAAGGAACCAAUCAAAUUUAUAUAAAAAAAGUUUCAAUUUUUAGUCAAUAAUAGUUUUUUUCCCCACUCUUGUUAUUUUCAACUAUUUUCAUUUCUCUAAUUUAUUUUCUUCCCUUGAGCAAAAGAGAAAGAUAUGGGCAAGCAAGGACCUUGCUAUCAUUGUGGAGUUACAAAGUUCCAACAUAUCUCACAAAGGAAAGUGAGAUUGGAUCGUAUUGGAUAUUGUGGAAUUGCAGAGGCUAUGCUGUUGAAUUCUGGCAGUUCCAGAUUCAACAUCAAAUUUGUAUUGCUUACCAAUUGCUCCAUGGAUAUUUAUAAGCCUAAAUAUCAAGUCAAACCUCAGUCCUCUUUGAUUCAAUUGAAAUGCACUCCUCUUUGGCGCAAUGGACCUCCUGAGAAGCCGGUAUUGUGCAAUGCUUGCGGAUCACGCUGGAGGACUAAAGGGACACUAGCAAACUAUACCCCACUUCAUGCCCGGGCUGAACCUGAUGAUUAUGAGGAUAAUAGAGCUUCCAGAGUGAAGAGCAUAUCUAUAAAUAAGAACAAAGAAGUGAAAUUUCUGAAAAGAAAGCCAAAUCAUGAUACAAUGGUAGUUGCCCCUGAUUACAACCAGGGUUUCCGUAAGUUUGUGGACGAUGAUACAAGUAAUAGGUCCAGUUCUGGAUCAGCCAUAUCUAAUUCCGAAAGCUGUGCCCAAUUUGGUGGUGCAGAUGCUAGUGACUUGACAGGGCCUGCUCAAUCUAACGUGUGGGACUCAAUGGUACCUUCUAAGAAAAGAACAUGCGUAAAUCGUCCAAAGCCAUCUCCAGUGGAGAAACUUACAAAAGAUCUAUGUUCUAUUUUACACGAACAGCAGUCUUCAUAUUUCUCUGGAUCUUCUGAGGAGGAUUUGCUUCUCGAGAGUCAAAUACCAAUGGUUUCUUUUGAAUUUGGACAUGGAAGUGUUCUAAUUAGACAUCCAAGCUCAAUAGCUCGAGAAGAGGAAUCAGAAGCUAGCUCUCUUUCAGUUGAAAACAAGCAAUACUCAGUGAACGAGGCUUAUUCACAUUGUUCAAGCUUCCCAACAUAUAAUGAUAGCAAGGGCUUCAAAAUUUCGGGACAUGGAAUUGAAAAGGCUAAUACAGCUAGACAAGGGAUGGAGCAUGAGCAGCUUAGGAGGGACAAGGUUCAACAUGAAAAAUCACUAAUGCUUGAAAGCCACAAUUCACCACUGUGUAAAAUAGAUUUGAAUGAUGUUCUCAACUUUGAGGAGUUUAUGAAACAUUUAACAAAUGAGGAGCAGCAGCAGCUGCUGCAGUAUCUGCCUCCACUUGACUCUUCCAAAUUCCCGGAUAGUCUCGAGAACAUGUUUGAAAGCCCUCAAUUCAAGGAGAACUUAUGUUACUUUCAGAAACUUCUUGAGGAAGGGGUCUUUAAGAUCUCCGUCCCUGGGGUGAAAGCUGAAGACUGUAAGACUUUGAAAAGACUUGUCUUAUUCAAUUUGACGAAAUCCCACUGGGUGGAACACUGUCAUGUACUUAAGAAAUGUAAAAGUACUAUUGGAGGAUGUGCAACUGCUAGAGGACCAAAUGCCACCGCAUUGAAUAAUUUGGCAACCAUGAAGAGAUCACGCGACAGCCAAUGUCAAAAUUUUCCAGAAGCAAGGAAUUUAAAUAUCCCCAAAAGGGUGAUAAUGAAGGCUACUUGUGAAAACAAAGAACUCGUAGACAAUGAUGGUUCUUGCUUUAGUCCAGGAAGCCUAUUAACCUUGCCACAUGAUGGUAGCUCUCCUCUGCUUGAUUCUCUCCAUUAUGUUGAUGAAAGCUCUGACCAAGAUUUGCUGCUGGAUGUACCAUCCAAUGGUUCGUUCCCACUCGCGGAACUACUUCAUCUGUGACUCUGGGCAACAGGCAAGCACUAGUUGUAGCUAAGAGCACGCACACACAUGUUGUCCAUCCCUAGACAUGGUUGUUCUUUACUAGAACCAUAUAAAGGUCUCCUUCAGCAAGAUCCCCAGAGCAGUAUUGACAUGUUUUGCAUUCGGAAGACUGCAUUCUGUGAAUGAGCUUUGAUGGUUUCUCUUUUUCCCCUUGACCUGUUCAAACUUGGAAUGCUAAGGGAUGAAUUUUGGGUGCUUUUUUUCCAUACAGGUUGACAACAUAUUGUAAUAUAUAGAAGCUUAAAAAGUGCAGAAGAGGGGGCAAUAUCCGGGGUAUUGUAUGCAAAUGUUGUCUGCUUAGAAACAUAAACUUUAUAUAACCCCCUUGGUUUGGUUUUGCUGAGUGAAGAAAGAAAAAAAAGAAGAGAAAAUAGCUUUAUAGAUA
Gossypium raimondii (Peruvian cotton) is the source of this 2677-nucleotide messenger RNA. Its product is annotated as GATA transcription factor 26. The record is from RefSeq and is a predicted model, not a curated record. The transcript has 9 exons. Bases 508 to 2250 code for a protein of 580 amino acids. Gene Ontology annotation, molecular function: sequence-specific DNA binding; zinc ion binding. Gene Ontology annotation, biological process: regulation of DNA-templated transcription. NCBI's taxonomy places the organism in Eukaryota, Viridiplantae, Streptophyta, Magnoliopsida, Malvales, Malvaceae.